This is a messenger RNA of Anopheles marshallii, 4623 nucleotides long. Its product is annotated as tonsoku-like protein. The record is from RefSeq and is a predicted model, not a curated record. Bases 1 to 4623 code for a protein of 1540 amino acids. Gene Ontology annotation, molecular function: protein binding. Lineage: Eukaryota; Metazoa; Arthropoda; Insecta; Diptera; Culicidae. The transcript has 4 exons.
AUGGAGUACAACGAGCAGAAGUUGAUAAAGAAGAAAACGAAAUACGCAAACGAAUCAAACUAUUUAGCGUUGGGAGAAACAUGCAUGCAGCUCGGUGAAUGGUAUAAAGAUCGUGAAGAGCAUCAGCGCGCCCUCAACGAAUACAAACUAGCGGCCAAAGCGUAUGAAAAGAUAAACAAACCGAUGGAUCGAGGGCUUGCGUUCAGGAUGGUUGGGGAGAUGCAUUCCACGUUGGGUCAGUACAAGGAAGCACUGCUCAAUGUACAGGCCUAUAUGCGAGCCGCUCUGAGGGAAGCCAAUACCAAAGCUUUGCAAGAAGCACACACCACCAUGGGUCGAGUUUAUUUGCAGCGGGCCGAAUCCUUCCAGCGACAGGGCAAAACAUCCGAUGCAGAGUCAGAUUUAGCCGAGGCUGAUCGAUCGUUUCGUACGGCGCUUUCGAUUUGUGACGAACUGAAACGAAUUCUGCCUAAAACCGAGCUGAUCAACAUGCAGGCCAGGGCUCAUCUGAACCUCGGUAUUACAUUAGACAAUCAGAAUCAAAUGGGCCCAGCGAAGGAAAAUAUGGAACGAGCGAUUCGACUUGCGAAGGAGGCCGAUCUGUUUGACCUUCUCUAUACCUGCUACAACGCGAUGGCGCUCUCUAGCUCACGAUGGGAAAUUAACGAUUCCACCGACGGUGAUCAUUGUGGACAAACGUUACGCUUGUUGAACCUCAGCCUUGAGGUAGCGUCUCGUCUUACCGGGCGUGCUACGAAAAUGUGCCAAACGUUAAUGCUGAUGGGAACGUUUUUCCUCAAGAUGGACGAUUUUCAAAGCGCCCGCCAAACACUGAAGCGGGCCUACCGGCUUAAGACACCUGUUGCGAGCGAUGCAAAAUGGAUACAGCAGAAGCUUAAAGUACUCAUCGCUAUGUGCCGUAUGGAGGAUGAAUUGAUAACGAUCGAUGCUUCAAACUAUGUGCGCCGCAAGGAGCUGUACGAACGCAUGGGCGACGGUGCAUGUAAGUUGCGUAAUUUCAGCAAAGCUAUCGAUUAUUACAAACUAAUGCUGCAAAAUGCCGAAGCAAACGGUGAAACCGAUCGACAGUUAAUACCGUGCUACGUGAGUCUGUAUCAAACGUACAUUGAUAACCGGCAGUAUGAGGAGGCGCUAGGGUAUCUCUGGAAGGAGCACAACAUCAUAAACAAUGAACCGCAGGAAGCGUAUUACACGUUGAUGAAAAUUGGCAAGCUAUACGAACGUCAGAAGAAAUCAUUUUUCGAGAUCCAGAACAUUUACCUGCAGGCGAAAGGUGAGGCACGGAAGCUUAAUUCGAUCGAACUGCAACGUGCGGCAGUGCAGCGUGCGGUUAAGGUAUUACGGGGCUGUUGUAUGGAUUUAAUGGCGGACAAUCUGGAACAGGAAGCAUUGGGUGAAGGCAUCGAUAUAUCGAAUGUCGCUGAACCUGAUAGUGAAGAUUUGCUGGAUCAACAUCAAACAAAUGAUCUUAUAGAUUACGAUGUUGAGGAAGAUGAGGAAGAGGAUGCAGAACGUGACACACCAAAUGUGGGGGAUGAAAUCGAUCUUAACGUCGAUCUUACCGAUGAUUCCGACGGUGAUCCUGCUCUUACCAUAGGGGAAGAUUUAAACAAAUCCACAACGGGUGAAACUUCGAAAACCCGAAAACGGGGUAAACGAUUUGCGGUCCGACGUAACAAGAAGGGAGAAACACAGCUACAUCAAGCUGCCAUCUCCGGCAAUAAAGCUCUCGCCGAACAACUGCUCCAGCUAGGGCAUCCGGUGAAUGAACGUGACUUUGCCGGAUGGCUCCCACUCCACGAAGCCUGUAUACACGGGUAUUCCGAAAUCGUCACACUGCUACUCGAUCGUGGAGCACAUAUAAACGAUAAGGGUGGUACUAGUUGCGAAGGCAUUACACCACUGCACGACGCCUGCCGUAAUGGACAUUUGGACGUGAUCACGGUACUGCUUGAUCGUGGAGCUAAUGCGACGCAGCGUAAUGAUUACGGCGAAACUGCACUGAACAUGCUGGAUGGAUGGUACAAAAAACUUAAGGUGCCUCUAACAUCCUCCGAAAUGAGUCAUUACCAGCGUAUUAAAAACGAACUGGUAGCACAGUUUGAUGCCGCUGCAAUCCCAAUAUCGCCACCUACGACAUCGGUAAGAUCGACCGGUAAAGCUUCUGCUGAUAAAAGACCAUUACGGCAGCAUCGAUCUGACGAAAAGUUCGAAGCAUCGCUUUCUUCAUCACUUACUUCACCAUCGAGAUCGAGCCUGCAAACAUUGAAAGCGAGCAGGAGCUCUUCUGGAUAUGUGAGCGAGGUCGGUUUAUCAUUGCGGCACCGCAACGUCAUAUACGAUGACGAUAACGAUCGAUCUACUAGUGGUGAAGAAUCUCCAAGCGAAGACACAUACGGGAGCGCGAAGAAACACAAAUCUCACAAAGCAGCUGGCGUAGUGGAGUAUCGCAGCGUGAUGAACGCGAUGCGAAAGCAUCGGCUCGAUAAUGAACAAUCACCAACGCGUGCUACCCCUCAGAAGAAGCGCCAAGCACCCCGAUUUGCUGAUGAGGAAGAAGAAAUCGACCAUUGGCUUAUCGACGAUAUGAAACAGACGACGAAAAAGAGUCGCAUGAAUCGUGAUCGUGAAUCCGUCGAAGAUGGAUUGGAAAAACGUAAUUCGUUUUCCAUUUCAACAAAUACCGUCGAACCUAUGAGUGAUUGCGAAACAACACGUUACUGCGUAUCGCUCGACUCGGACAGUGACGAUCUGUUUGAGGAACAAGCACUUGAGCUGGACCACGAUCAAGCCAAACGUUCGCAGCAAAACAAUGAUAAACAGAGUGCCUUCGCUGUUAUCAUGAGCAAUUCGGCAAAAAGCUUUCGGCGAACACAAUCUCGACGCAACUCGCAUGAAUCGCGCUCUUCCUCGUUCGGUCGACAAUCCUCGGUCUAUCAGUCAUCCCUUCUUGAUGCUGGUUUUGAGCGAAUAUCUAGUCCCACGCUAGAAGAAAAGGAAAAUUUCGUACCACAGGAAUGUAAUUCACGAACGCCAAUAAAACAAUCGCUAGAAUUACUCACUCCAACUGUGCCUUUGGAGCAGGAACGUUUUAUAAAGGUGAUCCUCGAUAAUGGAGAAACGUACACUAUUCAGUAUGACGAGCAGUUGAAUUCAUCGCCACACCCGGUUGAAUGGCUAGCGAAUGCGGUUGCCAAACAGUACAUUAUAAAUCACGGUAAACAGCCAUUAAUUAAACUGAGAGCAGUUGAAGGUUUAGGACCAUCGGUAAAUUCAUGUUUAAAUUCCGAUACCUUGCAUAAGCUGUUACAAACAGGUUCAACUGAAAGCACUACCGUUUACGGUGAUAUUUACGGCCAGGAACACGUUGAUUUGGUACCAUUUUUUGAAAAUUAUUGUACAGAACAUAAACUUGUGAAUGAUACUAAUUUACGCAAUCGUCUUAAGAUGAUGGAUCGAAAUCAUUCCAUCAUCCUGGAAAAUGAUUUUGCCUUCAACAUAUCGUCCCUAGCAGAGAAGCAUGUAAUGUCCAUUGUGCUUAUGGUGGCAUUUUUUCAGCAAGACUGGCUGAAGCGGUUAGACCUCUCCAUGAAUAGCAUCACGGACGAUGAUGUUGCCACGCUUGUCCGGUAUCUGCCAUCCUGCCGGCAGCUGCGUAUUUUACAGCUGGCGGGAAAUAUGCUCACUAGUAAAAGUGUGGAAAUGCUUUGCUUUGGGUGUAGGAACGCUUCGGAGAUGGCCACCAAUGGAACAAGCACCAAUCCCGCUGCCAUCGGAGGCGGUCUAUUAGCCAGGCUAGAUCUAAGCAGCAACCCAUUGGAAGACGAUGCAUUGGUUCCGCUAAGCCGGUUGUGUAGCAAUUUACCAUUCCUUCGAUUUUUACGCAUUCGCUCAACGGAGGUAACAAACUUCAACCCCACCAUCUUCCCGACCGCCCAGCUUAAUCGUUUGGAAACGUUUGACAUUUCCGACAACAAGCUCACAGAGCGUUCCGUGCAAUGUCUUUUAGAGCAAUUAGCUGAGGGCAACCUGCGUGAAGCGUAUCUCACGUCGCUACCUGUACAUUGUAUCAAUAUGAAACCUAAACUGUGGCAAACACUGUCCCAGAAUCGGAUGAAUGAAUUACGCAUACUCAACCUGGGCAACUGUCGGCUGACGGACGACGAAAUAGAAACCACACUUUUACCCGCCAUCGGGCGAAACUGUGCAUCGCUAGCGCAGUUGGAUCUAUCGCACAAUAUCAGUCUGACGAAACGUUCCUUUCUGGCCAUCUUCCGGCACUGUGCCAGUGCCGUGUUUGAACUGAAGGAAGUAAACUUUCACCACGACAUAGAGCUGUGGGUAGAUAUGGAAACGUUCGAUUCCACGAAUCAAUUGCUAGAGUUAAUCGAGUACAGCCCGACUGUGUGUUAUCCUACACAAAUAUACGCCACCCUACCGGUGUGUCCUGCUUACAGUGCAGAACGAUGCGAAAAGUUGCUUGCAGCGAUGGAACACUUUUGGUGUUCGUUACGACCAUCGAGUAAAUCAUGCAUGAAAAGGCACGCAAAUACUCUGCACAUAACGCUUAGCGUUGGUUCAGAACAGGUAGCCCAGGUCUAA